Messenger RNA from Lodderomyces parapsilosis, 810 nucleotides. Its product is annotated as acetate uptake transporter family protein. Gene Ontology annotation, cellular component: plasma membrane. The record is from RefSeq and is a predicted model, not a curated record. Lineage: Eukaryota; Fungi; Ascomycota; Pichiomycetes; Serinales; Debaryomycetaceae. The coding region runs from base 1 to 810 and encodes 269 amino acids. The transcript has a single exon. Gene Ontology annotation, molecular function: acetate transmembrane transporter activity.
AUGUCCACAUCAUCAUCACAAGAAUUUGAUAAACCAACUACUUCACAUGUUGAAGAGCACCCACAUAAAAAGCAUCAUUUUAUAACAAGAAUUCACAUUCAUGGCGAUAAAGAUGAGUUAGUCACUAUUGGUGGUCAAAGCUAUCACCGUCACGAGUUGAUGUCAGCAUUUGGUGGGUCCUUAGACACAGGAGCUAGACCGUACCCCAAAUUCAAUAUAAACCCAUCACCACUAGGACUAUGUGGGUUUGGUUUAAGCUGUUUUGUUCUCGGUUUAUAUAAUGCUCAAGCCAUGGGUAUAACCAUCCCCAACGUUGCGGUCACAUUGGCGUGCUUUUACGGUGCUGUUGCCCAAAUGUUGGCUGGAUUGCUUGAGUUCCCCACGGGUAACACAUUUGCUUUCACUGCAUUGACUUCAUAUGGUGGAUUCUGGCUUGGUUAUGCUUGUUUUUUCAUUGAACUGUUUGGCAUUCUUGCUGCUUAUGAGGGAACUGAUCAAUUUGGCAAUGCCGCUGGGUUGUUUUUGUUAGGAUGGGUGAUUUGGACCCUGAUUAUUGUCGUGUUGACGUUGAAAUCGACAUUGGCUACUUUCUUAAUGUUUUUGUUCUUGGACUUGACGUUUAUAUUGUUAGCUUGUGCUGAAAUGACGGGCAAAGUGGGAGUUGCUCGUGGGGGUGGGGUAAUUGGAGUUAUAACGGCAUUUUUUGCAUGGUAUAAUGGGUUUGCUGGUACUGCUACACGUUUGAACUCGUAUAUUGUUCCAGCUGAUUUACCAUUGCCUGAGAUAGAGUUCGGAAAGAAGAGAAAGUAG